GUGCGAGAGUGAUUCCUCUUGUCAAUAGACGAGCUUUGCUUAGCACCUUUCAGUCCUCCUCCUCCUCCUCCUCCUCUCUCUCCUCACCACAAGCCUCCCUCUCUGCUCUCUCUCUCUGCUCUCUCUCUCCCCCUCUCUGCGGCUCUAUCUGCGGGCGCUGCAGUGAAUCUCUCCCCCGCUGUCAGACUCGGUGCAGCCAGACAGCCGGUGGUCGCUACCUGACCGUUAAAAGUCACAAAGCUCGUUGAAAACGUCGUGUUUAUCCGACCGUGUCGACCCGCUAACGGAGCUUUAAAUCACCCUCCUAGCAAGCGCAACAACCCCCCGGCGGCAAAAUGGGAAAUGAAGCCAGUUACGCCCUGGACAUGUGCUCGCACUUUGAUGCUGAUGAGAUUAAGCGGCUAGGAAAGAGAUUUAAGAAACUCGACCUAGAUAACUCCGGCUCUCUGAGUGUGGAGGAGUUCAUGUCCUUACCGGAGCUCCAGCAGAAUCCCCUCGUGCAGCGAGUUAUCGACAUAUUCGACACCGACGGAAAUGGGGAAGUCGACUUUAAAGAGUUUAUUGAGGGAGUCUCCCAGUUCAGCGUCAAAGGCGACAAGGAGCAGAAGUUACGUUUCGCCUUCAGGAUCUAUGACAUGGACAAAGACGGCUACAUAUCCAACGGGGAGCUCUUCCAGGUGCUCAAGAUGAUGGUGGGCAACAACCUGAAGGACACCCAGCUUCAACAGAUCGUCGACAAAACCAUCAUCAACGCAGACAAAGACGGUGAUGGCAGGAUAUCCUUCGAAGAGUUCUGUGCCGUCGUCGGUGGAUUAGACAUUCACAAAAAGAUGGUGGUGGACGUCUGACAACCUUUUUCCCUCCAUUUACUGAAAAUCUGCUUGAAGACGUCGUCCAGCAAAAAAAACGCUCCGUCUGUUUUCAAUGCAAGUGUUUUCUCUGUGAACCCCCCC
Molecule: messenger RNA, 953 nt
Organism: Micropterus dolomieu (smallmouth bass)
Lineage: Eukaryota; Metazoa; Chordata; Actinopteri; Centrarchiformes; Centrarchidae
Gene: ppp3r1b
Product: protein phosphatase 3 (formerly 2B), regulatory s1ubunit B, alpha isoform, b
Exons: 6
Coding region: 336-848 (170 amino acids)
Molecular function (GO): calcium-dependent protein serine/threonine phosphatase regulator activity; calcium ion binding
Source: RefSeq, a predicted model, not a curated record